Molecule: messenger RNA, 3323 nt
Organism: Dovyalis caffra
Lineage: Eukaryota; Viridiplantae; Streptophyta; Magnoliopsida; Malpighiales; Salicaceae
Source: the annotation of a GenBank genome assembly
GGCCUCAGGGCCUGGGCCUGGGGCCUCAGGGCUCAGGGUCUGGGCCUAGGGCCCAGGGCCUGUGGCCUAGGGCCUGAGGGCCUAGGCUCAGGCUCAGGGCUCAGGCCUAGGCCCAGGGCUCAGUGGCCUGUGGCCCAGGGCUCAGUGGCUCAGUGGCCUGUGGCCUGUGGCCUAGGCCUAGGGCCUAGGGCUCAGUGGCCUGUGGCCCAGGGCUCAGUGGCCCAGGGCUGGCCUGUGGCCCAGGCUCCAGGGCCUAGUGGCCUGGUGGCCUCAGUGGCCCAGGGCUCAGGUGGCCCAGGGCUCAGUGGCCUGGUGGCCUGGGCUCAGGGCCUGUGGCUCAGUGGCCUGGUGGCCCAGUGGCUCAGGGCCUCGGGGCCUGUGGCCCAGGGCUCAGGGCCCAGGGCUCAGUGGCCCAGGCUCCUGGCUCAGUGGCCUAGGCCUAGGCCUGUGGCCCAGGGCUCAGGGCCCAGGGCCUGGCUCAGGGCCCAGGCCUCAGUGGCCCAGGGCCUGGGCUCAGUGGCCUAUGGCCCAGGGCCUAGGGCUCAGGGCUCAGUGGCCUGUGGCCUAGGGCCUAGUGGCCUGUGGCCCAGGGCUCAGGGCCGUGGGCCUGGUGGCCCAGGGCCCAGUGGCCCAGGGCCCAGGGCCCAGGGCCUAGGCCUCAGGGCCCAGGGCCCAGGGCCUGUGGCCUGGGCUCAGUGGCCCAGGGCUCAGGGCCUGUGGCCCAGGGCCUGUGGCCCAGUGGCCAGGCCCAGGCCUGGGCUCAGGGCCUCAGUGGCCCAGGGCCUAGGGCCCAGGGCCCAGGCCCAGGGCUCAGGGCCCAGGCUCAGUGGCUCAGGGCCUAGUGGCCCAGGUCUUGGGCUCAUGGCUCAGGGCCUGGUGGCCCAGGGCUCAGGGCUCAGGCCUGGGCCUGCCUGGGCUCAGGGCCUGUGGCCUAGGGCUCAGGCCUGUGGCCUGUGGCCUGGGGCUCAGGGCCUCAGGCUCAGUGGCCUGUGGCCUAGGGCUCAGGGCUCAGGCCUGUGGCCUAGGGCCUGUGGCCUAGGGCCUCAGGGCCUAGGCCCAGGGCCUGGGCUCAGGGCCUCAGUGGCCCAGUGGCCUCAGGGCCUAGUGGCCCAGGGCCUGGGGCUCAGUGGCCUAGGGCUCAGGGCCUCAGGGCCUGGUGGCCUAGUGGCCCAGGGCCUGGCUCAGGGCCCAGGGCUCUGUGGCCUAGGCUCAGGGCUCAGGGCUCAGGCCCAGGGCUCAGGGCCUAGUGGCCCAGGGCCUAGUGGCCUAGGGCCUAGGGCUCAGGCCUGUGGCCUAGGCCUGGGCUCAGGGCUCAGGGCUCAGGGCUCAGGGCCUAGGCCUCAGGCCUGUGGCCUAGGGCCUAGGGCUCAGUGGCCUAGGGCCUCAGGCUCUAGGGCUUCAGGGUCUGGGGCCUCAGGGCUCUGGGGCCUGGGGCCUGGGGCUCGGGCCUGGGGGCUCUGUGGCCUGGGGCCUGUGGCCUCGGGGCCUGUGGCCUCGGGCUCUGGGUCUGUGGCCUUGGGCGUCUGUGGUCUGUGGCCUGGUCGGGGUCUGUGGCUCUGGGGCCCUGGGCCUGGUGGCCUCGGGGCUCAGGGCUCUGGGGCUCUGGGCCCCGGGCCUGGGGGCUCCGGGGGCUUAGGGCCUGCAGCCCUGGGCUCUAGGGCUCUGUGGGCUUGGGGUCUGGGGCUUAGGCUUCAGGGCUCGGGGCCCGGGGGCCUGGGGCUCAGGCCCGGGGCCUGCCUGGGGCCUGGGGCCUGGGGCCCUAGGGUUCGUGGGGCUCUGGGGCCUGUGGUGGCCGGGGUCCGGGGCCCGGGGCCCUGGGGUCUCUGUGGCUCCUGGGCCUGUGGCUCAGGCCCUGUCCGGGGCUCCAGGGCCUCGUGGGCUCAGGUCUGGGCCUGGGGGCCAGGUCAGUGGCCUGGGUCAGUGGCCCAGGGCCCAGGGCCUGUGGCCUGUGUGGCCUCGGGCCUAGUGGCCCUGUGGGCUCUGGGCCCCGGGCCUGGUGGCCUAGUGGCCUGUGUGGCCCAGUGGCCUGUGGCUCAGUGGCCGGGGCUUCAGUGGCCUGGUGGCCUGGUGGCCUCAGGGCUCCUGGGGUCCUCAGUAGGGUCAGGGCUCAGGGCCUCUGGCGCUCGGGGCCUGUGGCCCAGUGGCCUGUGGCUCAGGUGGCCUGUGGCCUGGGCCUGGGGCCUCGUGGCCUGUGGCCUCGUGGCUCGGCUCAGGGCUCAGGGCCUCAGGCCUCAGGUCCGUGGUCGAGGUCGAGGGUUUGUGGCCGAGGGCUCGGGGGCUCCAGGGCCGAGGGCCGAGGGCCUGAGGGCUUCAGGGUCGAGGGCUCUGUGGCUCAGGCCUAGGGUCUGUGGCUCGGUUCUGGGGUUUCUGGGGCCUCGUGGGCUUAGUGGCCUAGGGCUGGGGCCUGUGGUGGCCUCGGGGUCUCGGGGUCUGUGGCCUCAGGGGUCUGGGGCUCGGGGCCUAGGGCCUGGGGCUUGUGGCCUGUGGCUCGGGGUCUGGGGUUUGUGGCCGAGGCCUAGUGGCUUCAGGCUUCUGGUGGUCUGGGGGUCGGGGGGUCUAGGGUCUGGGGCUUGUGGCUUCAGGCUUGUGGCCGAGGGCCAGGGCUUGUGUGGCGUCAGUGGCUUGUGGCCUGUGGGGUCUGGGGGUCGUAGGCUUGUGGCUGGUCCGGGUUGGGGUUUGUGGGCUCAGGGGUCUGCACGGGGCCUUGUGGCUCUAGGGCCUAGGCUCAGGGUCUGGGGCUCGGGGGUCUGUGGGGUCUGGGGGCUGUGGUCUGGGGCUUGCGGCCUGGGCCUCGGGCCUGGGGUCUGGGGCUUCAGGGCCUCAGGCUCUGGGGCUCUGGGGGCUCUGGGGCCUAGGCCUGGGGCCUGGGGCCUAGGGGCUCUGGGGCUCAGGGCUCUGGGGUCUAGGGUCUGGGGCUCAGGGCCUGGGAGGCCUAGGCUCAGGGGUCUGGGCCUAGGCCUGGGGUCCGGGGCUCUGGGGCCUGGUGGCCUAGGGCCGGGGCUCUGGUGGGUCAGUGGCCUGUGGCCUGGGGUUCGGGGCUCGGGGUCAGUCUGGGGUCAGGGCUCAGGUCUGGGGCCUGGCCUAGGGCCUGGGCUCAGGGCCUGGCUGGGCUCGGGCUCUGGGGUUUGGGGGUUCGGGGUCUCAGGGCUUGGGCCUGGGGCUCGGGGCCUGGGGCUCGUGGGCCUGGGGCUUGUGGCCUGGGCCUGGGGUUUGGGGCUCAGGGGCUUCGGGCUCAGGUCGGGGCCUAGGGCUCGUGGGCUUGUGGCUUGGCCUGGGGCUCGGGGGCUCUGGGCUCAGGGUUUGCUGUGGCUCGGGGCUCAGGG